Cajanus cajan (pigeon pea) is the source of this 1154-nucleotide messenger RNA. RefSeq names its product transcription factor (gene INP1). The record is from RefSeq and is a predicted model, not a curated record. Lineage: Eukaryota; Viridiplantae; Streptophyta; Magnoliopsida; Fabales; Fabaceae. Gene Ontology annotation, biological process: DNA-templated transcription. Gene Ontology annotation, molecular function: sequence-specific DNA binding.
AAUACGGUAAGAUCUAAAUAUAAUGUAUCUAUUUUACAGGCUUACGGUUGAGUUAGGCAGAUGUAUAAAUAAAUAAAUAAAACUAAUAGGUAUUUUACAGUCUGAGUGGGAGUCCAACCGUUGAAGCAGUGGCGUGUUGAGCAAAAGAAGAGUCCAAGAAGGGAAAAAGAUAAAAGAUAAAAGAAAGAAGAUGCUGAAAGGAGUGUUCAGCCGGCAGAAGCAGUCGCGUCCGUUCAAGGAGUACUACGUGGAGUGGGUAAGCACGCUAAAGAACAACCUCCUCCCCCUUCUCCGGCGGUCGAUAGGCGGCGAGUCCCCGACGAUCCUUUCGACCCACGUGGAGAUGGUCCACCAGCACUUCCAAUCGUACUACUACGCCCUGGACGCCGCCACCACCUCAGACCCCUUCCAACUCCUCUCCCAAGAGUGGCGCAACUCCCUCGAGAAGCCCCUCCUCUGGCUCGGCGACCUCCACCCCCUCCUCUUCACCCACCUCGCCCGCUCCUUCCUCCGCGAAGACUCCCCCUCCGACACCGACACCGACACCGACACCGACGCCUCCUCCUCCCACCACCGCCCCUGGCAGGUCGCCCUCGCCUGGCGCAACCCCUCCGACUCCCUCACCGCCCGCAUGGACCAGAUCGACUGCGGCCUCCGCCUCAUCGUCCCGACCCUCUCCGACCGCCUCAAGCGCGCCGAAGACGCCUUCGUGGACCGCGUCGUACCCGAUUGGUUCCGCUCCCGCCACCGCAAGGACGCCGCGAAGGUGGCCCUGGGCGCCGACUUUAAGGAGCACAUGGAGGAGGUGGUUAGCGCUUUCCUCUACGCCAACCGGCUCAGAAGAAACGUCCUUCUUGACAUCAUGAGCGCCACCAGUGUUUACCAGGCCGCCCUCUUUCUUGAGGGCCUGGCCCAAUUCCUUAUUGGGUUCAGAGACCCCCACCUCCUCAACGCCCUUGAACAUUGCAAGGCCUUACCUCUCCACGCCAAACACUGUCGACCACGCUGCCACUGAUGUAUGCCUCCCCUAUCUAUUUCUCAUUUCUCAUUUCUCAUUUCUCAUUUCACUGUUUGUUUCUCACUAGUUCACCAUUCCGCUCUCAAUGGAUUUCUUUUCAUCCUCACCCUUCCUCAAACAUGUUUACUUUCUCCUA